GAGAAGUUCAGUAGAAUAUAAUAUUUAUUUACAACAAAUCGCUUCUAAAACUAAAAAUAAAGUAAAAUUGCCUAUUGGAAUGUACAUGUUUUAAAUGUAUAAAUUUUAUUCAAUAAAAGUUCGUCCUCUGGUGGGCGACACUGGCAGCGGUAAAGUCCCUGGCACUGACGUGUCAAGAUUCAAAAAUGGUUGAAUCGGGAGAGAAUUUUCAAGAAUUGCACGAGAAAAUCGCUGCUCUUUUUGAAAAUUUCAAAGAAGAAUUGAAUACUAGAGACCAUGAUCACAUGGGCUACUUUUUGUACAACGUAAAUAUCACCUCUGACGUUUUGAUGUACAAAAUCAAGUACGAAAUUGAUAACUUUAUGAGAACGCAUGAAAAUGUGACAGAGACAAGCGAAAGUUCUGCUGUAAAUGCAAAAAAGUCCGAGUGUUUGAUAAAGUUGCAAACUCUGACUUCGAUGCUGACGUGCCACAUAAUGGACGAUUACAGAAAGAAAAUGGAGGGAAAAAAAUAGUUUUUGUGAAUAAAUUUGUAAUAAUUAUGUAAAUUAGAAAAAAUCGUUUGAAUUCUAAUGACUUUGGCAUUUGGGUCGGUAAAAGCGGUCCCUAGCCGGUGUUUGAGUAAUGUCAGCUGAUAGCUGACAGUCCUUGGUGAAGUGGUUCGAGGAGGAACGGUUCCCAUGUCUUAGACUUAGUAUAUUGGUGUUUCUGCCGUGCUACUUAAUAGCGAGGUUCUCAAAGUCGGCGCUGAGCUCGAUUUAAAAAAAUGUCAUAACGUGAAAAUCGCGAAAAUGAACGUGGAACAGAACCGUUUGGACACGUUCGAAGAGUGGCCUCAAGACGCCGCUGUGUCACCCCCUCGAAUCGCCAAAGCCGGUUUUUUCUACACCAAGCACGACGUCACCGUCGAAUGCUUCUCCUGCCACUUGACAAUUUCGGAAUGGAACUACGGCGACCAAGUAAUGGCCAAACACAAGACCCUCAACCCUUCUUGCCCCUUCGUCUUAAACCCAACUACCUCAGGAAAUGUUCCUAUAAUAUCACCUACAAACGUACCUUCCACCUCCGACUCGAUGAAGGACGAGGCCGUCCGGCUCAAAACCUUCGCCAAGUGGCCCAAGCCCCACAUCGUGGCCCCCGAGCGCCUCGCCCGCGCCGGCUUCUACUAUCUCAACACGGGCGACAACACCAAGUGCGCCUUCUGCAAGGGGGUGGUGCGGGCGUGGGAGCCGGGCGACGACCCCGACCAGGAGCACAAGCGCCACUUCGAAGACUGCCCUUUCGUCCUCACCGAAAUCGUCCCCAGACUCAGCCAAAACACCAACGGACAAGUCAAGACAGACUCGUCGUCUUUCACCAAUCUGCAUCUAGUCGCCAACGAAAAUUUGCACUGUCUGGGAGUCCAGACGCACAAAGGCCCCAAAAAACCCAACUACGCCACCCUCGAAUCGCGGCUGAGAUCCUUCGCCACGUGGCCCCCUGACCUGAUCCAAACCCCAGAUAUCCUCUCCCAAGCCGGGUUCUACUACGAGGGAAUGGGGGACCAGGUCAGGUGCUUCCACUGCGACGGCGGCCUCAGACACUGGGACCCCCAGGACGAUCCCUGGACGGAGCACGCCAGGUGGUUCCCCAGGUGCUCCUUCAUCAAGCUGGUCAAGGGGCAGGAAUUCGUCACCGCCUGCUCCCUCGAACUCAACGUCAACAGCAACCUGGAGGAGGUCGACCAGAAGAACUACCCGAGUGUCCAGUCGCGAAAGCGCGAGGUCACCGAGCAAGAAAUCCAGGAGCAUAUGUUGGGGGAAGUGGCCCUGUCGGCCCUUAGCAUCGGCUUGAAUGUCGAAAGGGUGAAAAGGGCGAUUCGGGAGAAGUUGGAACAGACUGGCCGCGGCUACUCACAGCCGGACGCUUUGGUCGAAGCCGCUCUCAAUCUCCAGCACAGCGAGGAGGACUUGUCCGAUGAUCAGGACACUCACGUGAAGAAUGUCGUAGAAAAUGUUUUAGAUAAUAUAAUUGCACGGAGUUGUUCGAGUGAGAUUAAAACGGAAAACGAACCGAUAGUUAAGGAAUCAAGAUCCAAUAAAACUUUAUCGCUAGAAGAAGAAAAUCGAAUUCUGAAAGAGGCAAGACUGUGUAAGAUUUGUAUGGACGCCGAGGUCGGUAUAGUGUUUCUGCCGUGCGGACAUUUAACGACGUGUGUUAAUUGUGCACCGAAUUUGGAAGAUUGCCCUCUAUGUAGAUCCGCCAUCAAGGCCACUGUUAGAACGUUUUUGUCAUAACUAUUUAUUAAACUCAAUAAAUUUAUUUUAUAACA
Tribolium castaneum (red flour beetle) is the source of this 2311-nucleotide messenger RNA. Its product is annotated as inhibitor of apoptosis 2. Gene Ontology annotation, biological process: negative regulation of apoptotic process; positive regulation of protein ubiquitination; regulation of cell cycle. The transcript is spliced from 3 exons. Gene Ontology annotation, molecular function: cysteine-type endopeptidase inhibitor activity involved in apoptotic process; ubiquitin protein ligase activity. The record is from RefSeq and is a predicted model, not a curated record. Gene Ontology annotation, cellular component: cytoplasm; nucleus. Lineage: Eukaryota; Metazoa; Arthropoda; Insecta; Coleoptera; Tenebrionidae. Bases 792 to 2276 code for a protein of 494 amino acids.